Messenger RNA from Protopterus annectens (West African lungfish), 2694 nucleotides. Its product is annotated as centrosome-associated protein 350-like. Bases 13 to 2694 code for a protein of 893 amino acids. Gene Ontology annotation, biological process: microtubule anchoring. Gene Ontology annotation, molecular function: microtubule binding. Gene Ontology annotation, cellular component: centrosome. The transcript is spliced from 14 exons. Lineage: Eukaryota; Metazoa; Chordata; Ceratodontiformes; Protopteridae. The record is from RefSeq and is a predicted model, not a curated record.
AUCAUUAAGAGGAUGACAGAAAACUUAAGGAUGGCUGCCAUACAAGAAGGCCAACCUCAAAAUCAAGUUGACAUGUGUUGUACCACCUUAACAGUGAGACAGUUAAAUCCAAGCUGUGCUUCACUAGAACAUUUCCCCAUCUGCCAGUUUAGCUCAACAGUGAAGAAUAAUACAGAUGCAGGUGCAUUAAAAGUGCCAUGCUUUGAAACUACUGAGAAAUACAGGACAAUACAAGAGAGGAUUGAGGCCCUUGGCAACACAGCUGCCAUUUUGGAUGAGAGGAUAGAGUCUGAAGCUAAAAGACUGAGGAUCAAUAGAGCAUUACAGUUCCAAGGAAACAAGGGUGGUAUAGAUGAGAGACAGCCUGUUUUUUUCACAAGUUCUCCAUCAACACAAUAUCAAGAAGAUAAAAAACAAAAGUUUGAUAAGACCUUAAAUGUACAGAAGGAGUCUGUACAUGGCUUAGAUGACUCAAAAACAUCUUUAACUAAAUUGCAGAAUCCACCCUGUAGCCUUGGUGGUGAAAUUAAAGAUGGCAGACAAGUGACCCAACGUAGUCCAACAGAAGUAAAGGAAGUAGUUAAUUCAUUAUCAGACACUGGAAGUGUUAGUAUUGGGUUAGCACAUAAUGAUACAAACCUGUACUGCUCAGCUAGAGACCACCGCAAUGUUCCUGAUAGCAGAAAAGAAGUAAAUGAUACUUCAUCACUGAAGAAAGCAGAUGAUUCAGACAUCAAUGAUCUUAAACCUUUCUCAGAAGAAAACCCUAGACUGAGAUAUAUGACUGACAUAGUACCAAACCUCUUUCCCAUAAGCAAUCUACAUUAUGGAUGUUCUUCCGACAGAGACCAUAGUAAUACUGAAGAUAAAGUGCCUAUGGAAGCUGGCUAUGACAUCGGGCAGUCACAAGACAAGUCCCCAUUAAAUAACAAGACUUCCCUGGGAUUUUAUGCCUUAGCAAAUAACACGACUGAGAAUAUUCCAGUUAACAAGGAGAGUAGUCACUCUUUCAGAAUCAAAUUUAGCAACGAUCUCCAUGAUCUUCAAGAAAAAAAUCUCACUUUUACUCAAAACUUGAAGAUUCGUCAGAUUCAUUAUGAACAAGACUUAAAAAGACUGCAAUGGAAAGCAGAUCAGGAGGCCCGUGAGGCCCAAGAGACUCUGGAUAAAAUUUUGAAUCUUGAUUUCAAGGAUAUGAACAAAUCAAAUGCAGGUGGCGGAUGGGCUAUUAAGACCUGCAAAUUUGAAGCAAAUGCCCAUGAUGCCCAGAAAGUUCAGUCUCACACAAGCACUGUGCCUGAAUUUAUUGACCAGUCAGAUGACAUGUUCAAAUAUGCAACACCGCUCUUGGAUGGACUAUCAAGAGAGCAAGUGAAACAAAACAACUUACUACAUAAAGAAGAUGUACCUUCUCCUAAUGGAAAUGUUUCGACAUAUAAUAUGAUCACAUUUUUGGAUGAGAUGAGGAAUUCUUCAGAUGAAAAUAGAGAAGAAGUAAUUGAAUCCAGUGUUGAGAGGAGCGAAGAAAGUCAUCUUUUUGGAAUGACUGGUAUACUUAGUCGUUUUACACUAGAGAUGACCAAGCAGUACCUAAAAGAAGAGGAAUUACGAGCCCAGUUUCAGAAUGCCCUUUUCCAGCUGAGAGAGAGAGCAUUAUUGGAGAAAACAAAGGCUGAAAUAGCUUGGCUAGAACAUCAGAAACGGCACUUGAUGGAGAAGGGUGAAAGCCAAAAAGUAUCUUCCCUCAUUAAGAAGCAAAGUGAGAUUUUUGAUAGACUGCAACAUGAGAAGACUGAAAUUAAACACCUGCAAAAGAUCUACAAAGCUGCUCAUGAAGAAAGAAAGUUGUUGCUGAGGCAACAGAAUGAAAUCAUGAAACUAAGAAAAUCCACAGAACAGCUACAACAAAAACUGUACAGUUCACCAGAAGGACAACAGGAUACGGAUAUCGGACUGAUCUUACCAUGGACUACUGACACACACAGUCUCAAAGACUUUCAAGGUCGUGAAUCAAAUCCUAGCUACUCAUAUGCUAAAAUACCUGGUACUUCAUCAUUUUGUUCAGUGCCAGAGAGUGACAGUGGUAACAAGGAUCAGUCAAGUGAACCGAAGGAUAGUAAAGAAGAAAACAUUCCUGUGAGAAACACAUUCAACACCAUCUUAUCACAUGAAGAAAUUAAUAAACGAAAGCAUGAAGAAAUUAAUAAACAAAAGCAUGAAGAAAUUAAUAAACGAAAGCAUGAAGAAAUUAAAGAAAAGCAUGAAGAAAUUAAUAAACGAAAGCAUGAAGAAAUUAAACAAAAGCAUGAUGAAAUUAAUAAACAAAAGCAUGAAGAAAUUAAUAAACAAAAGCAUGAAGAAAUUAAUAAACGAAAGCAUGAAGAAAUUAAUAAACAAAAGCAUGACGAAAUUAAUAAACGAAAGCAUGAAGAAAUUAAUAAACAAAAGCAUGAAGAAAUUAAACAAAAGCAUGAAGAAAUUAAUAAACGAAAGCAUGAAGAAAUUAAGAAACAAAAGCAUGAAGAAAUUAAGAAACAAAAGCAUUGUCAAUUAAUAAACAAAAGCAUGACAAAAUUAAUAAACAAAAGCAUGAAGAAAUUAAGAAACAAAAGCAUGAAGAAAUUAAUAAACAAAUUCAGUUCAAACACUCCACUUGCAUGGCAUGAGAGCUAUAUCAUGUCUUGUAAAGAAUAA